AUGGCGCGUUUGACUACCCCCACCUAUCGACAUGUCUUGUAUGACGACUUGAAGGAGGAUUUAGGAGAGUACUUUCAAGACAACUUGACCAAACUCCGGUGCCUUGCGAAGACAAAGAGUGGCGAUGAGCAUCAGUGCAAGAAGUCCAUUGGGCGGGACAAGGUUUUUCAAGUUCAAAAGAUCCUUGAUCAAUAUGUCACGUAUCUAGAAGGCGAUAGGGAGAGGAUCCUCGCUAGGAUUAGCGAGCUUUCGAAUCUCCUCGUCCACCCAAAAAGACAUAAGCAAGAUGGCCGUGAGAAAGUCAGACAACUGGAGAAGAAAUAUCACGAAACGAUGAAAAGGCACCUCAAUGCAAAGAGGCGCGAAGGCAGCGUAGUGGCUGUUACUGAGCGUGCUCAAAUGCCAGAGGGAAGGCUUGUUGAAGAAGAUUCUAUUUCUAUCACCCAGUCGAGCUGCACUGAGAUGACCACGGACACUGAGAUCGAAGAGCCGGAGGUAACCUAUCCUGCCUUGCCCACUACCCACACGUUCGUCAUUGAGGACAAAGAAGAAGUCACCGUUGACUCUUCCAUUGCGCCUCGUCCUCUUCUUCAGUCAAAUACUACCCAAUCUCGACCCCUCACCCACCCAUCUACACCACUUCCUAGCACAACCGUCGUGCAAUCAGAUUCACAACCCGUCUCGAAUACCCUCCCACCCAAUCCACUACUUUUGCUUGUCCUCAGUCUUCUGCCGCAAUGGCUUGUGGGGUUCAUCUCCCUAGUCCACAUCAAAUGGGGCAGCGUGCCGGUUAGGAAUACUUCCGGAAAGACUGAAAACCAGACAGUUGUGGAUUUGGGGAUCAUGUUGGGCCUGAGAGUCACCCCUAGAAUGAUCCCGAUCUUGCUUGCUGUACUUGGUGGGCUGUAUUAUACGGGGUGGGGUGUUUUUGGCUCUUUGGUUUCUUGUGUCCUUGUUUCUGCUGCUGGUGGCGCGUUGAUGCGUCGGAUUUCUCCUGGAGAUGAGAUUGUUGUUUGA
Messenger RNA from Penicillium daleae, 1017 nucleotides. RefSeq lists its product as uncharacterized. The record is from RefSeq and is a predicted model, not a curated record. Lineage: Eukaryota; Fungi; Ascomycota; Eurotiomycetes; Eurotiales; Aspergillaceae. Bases 1 to 1017 code for a protein of 338 amino acids. The transcript has a single exon.